Messenger RNA from Myxocyprinus asiaticus (Chinese sucker), 2966 nucleotides. It is a transcript of the gene zswim2, whose product is annotated as zinc finger, SWIM-type containing 2. The transcript has 10 exons. The coding region runs from base 134 to 1873 and encodes 579 amino acids. Lineage: Eukaryota; Metazoa; Chordata; Actinopteri; Cypriniformes; Catostomidae. The record is from RefSeq and is a predicted model, not a curated record. Gene Ontology annotation, molecular function: zinc ion binding; ubiquitin protein ligase activity.
CGAAUGCAGAUAUUGUUUAAGUGCCAUGAACGUUUAAUGGAUGUAACUGAGUAAAUGCUUUUAUGUCUAGAGAGGUAAAUUAACAAUGGAACUAGCCUGACAACAUUUGCCAAGAAUCUGUAUUGAAUUCAUAAUGUUCCGGAAAACAGUUUGGAGGAAAACAGGGAGUGAUGUGGUCAAUUCACAUCAAGAUCGAGCGCUGAAUACCACAAUUUUCAUCCUCAAAGAGUUUGGACCGAUUGGAUUUCUCCUAAAAGAGGAUGGGGAGUCCAAAAAUUACAAAGUCUGUUUGGGAGAUCCACAUUCGUGCACCUGUCCUACCUUUCAGAAACAGAAGGAUCUCUGCGUACACAUUUGCUGGAUUUUAAUACGUAAAUUUCGACUUCCAAGAGAUCAUGAAUACUGUUUUCAGUAUGGUCUUGUGGAGAGACAGAUCCUAGAGCUGUUACAAGGGCUUCAUGUAAACAAAACUGUACCCCCUAAUGACAGGGGCAGCUUGGGCUCAUCAUACCCCGAGGCAACUGAAGAAGACGGAAGUGUCAGACAGAAAGACAUUGAGAAAGAUGAUAUAUGUCCAAUCUGUCAAGAAGAACUUCUGCUGAAGAAGUUGCCUGUGACCUUCUGCAAGUUCAGCUGUGGAAACAGUAUCCACAUUUCCUGUAUGAAGGUGUGGGCUGAUCAUCAGACAAAGACAGACUCGCAUACCAUGCUGAAGUGUCCACUCUGUAGGGAGGACUUUAGCACUUUUAAGGAACUAUUUGAACAGGUGAAAAAUGCCGGUGAUCUGUGUACCAGUUGUGAAAGGGAGCGUUUUGACAAACACCUUGGAGUUGUGUGUAACAGUUGUAGGUUCUGUCCUAUCGUUGGGAAAUGUUUCAAGUGCACAGAGUGCAGUUUUUUCCACCUGUGUGAGGAAUGCUUUAAGAGGACCUUCCAUCCACAGCAUUGCUUCAUCGUUCAAAUGAAAAGAGGUCAGCUAUGGCAGACAGUUCCUCGCACAAUGGAGGAAACACAGAAGAUGACACAACAUUUCAUGGGUAGUAGCAGCAUGUCUGGUGGGACAUGUGAUAUAGUCCCGAACCAUGUAAUAAAGAGUUUGCCAGUGGUGAAGGUUCGAAAAGAGUCCAGACUGCUUUAUCCAGGUGUUCAGUGCAGAAUCUGCCUUUCAAGCUUUAAAUUGGACCAGAAUGUCAGAACCCUACCCUGCAAACACAAGUUCCAUACGGGGUGCAUUGAUCCAUUACUCCGCAAGUCUAACUGCUGCCCACUGGACUGGCAUGUCAUCUACAAUCCUCUUACAUGGAAUGCCAGAGGUAGCUGGAUGCAAAGCGGUUUGGCUCCACCAAGUGUUGAUCAGAGCAAGCAGUUUUCAGAGUUCUUUCUCCCAGGUAUUGGUUUACAGGUUCAUAAGGAUAAUGCUGCAUCUCAGCUGAGAACAGUGAGAUCUAUGCCAUCAGUGGAAGAUGCCAGUCCCUCCUGUGUGGGACCACUCUCACAGGGCUUUCGGGAUCUCUGCAUCAAUAGUUCCCACAUAGAACCACACUCCAGAAUUAUGAAACAGAGGUCUCUUCAUAAGGGCUUGUCUUUGGGAAAGGCCAUGCCUACACCAGCUAAGAGGAGAGGAUUCAUCUCAAGUAGGCCCUCAACAUUUCACCUAACUUGUUUGAAUGUCCAGUCAGCAUUGGCCAGCACAAAGACGGAUAGAGGCCAGCAGAGACUCAUUGGGGGCAUAAAUGAGCCAAGCAGCAAAAGCCCAGUUUGUGGCAGGAUCAGACCGCUAAAGGAUGAUCCAUUAGGACAGAGAGCAAGGCCAGAAGGGGUAGAUGUAAAGGAUCUUCAUUUCUGGAUGAGGAACAACCCUAUCAACUUGUGAGAAAACAUGAGUAAAGUGAAAAAUAUUCUGAACAGUUGUCAGCUUUAUGACAUGACCAACCUAGUCUCAAAGAAUCACAUUACUAUAUCUAAAUUUUUUGCAAAAUUAUGUUCGUUGUUCGUAUCGUGGCAGUUGCCUGGUGAAAUGAACACUAGAGGCGAUAUAACAACAAUCACUUUUAUUCCCUUUUACACAAAUCAAAUGGCAGAUUAUCAGUUCAGAAAAGCGUGCUUUUCGCCCUGUUCCUUAGACAAUGCUAUCUGAUGACAUCAAAACACUUUUACUGUAGUGUAAUGUGAUACAUUUGAACAUUUGCAUGACAUAAUCAACUUAAUUUACAAGCGCAGUAGCUCAACUAAUAGAGCAUUUAACUUGAUCAGGGUUCAUGUCAUAAGCACCACAAAAUGACGUGGUCGCUUCAGCAAACACGUUUUUCAUGUCACAUUCGCUUUUUUAUGAAACUAUCAGUUAGGUUUAGGUUUAAAGGUAUAGUUCACCUAAAAAUGAAAAUGAUCCCAUCAUUUACUCACUGUUAUGCUGUCUCAAACUCGUAUGGCUUUCUUUCUUCUGUGGAACACAAACAAAGAUAUUUUGAUGAUAUGAUGUUAAUAUAGCCAUACAAUACAAAUCAAUGGGGACCAACACCUCCAAGCUCCAAAACAGACAUAAAGCCAACUUAAAGGUAAUCCAUAUGAUUUAAGUGGUUUAUUCCAUGUCUUCUGAAGCGAUACGAUCAGUUUUGGGUGAGAAAUAGACCAAAAUGUAACUCCUUUUUCACUAUUAAUCUUGACAUCUUUAGGUGCGAUCAUGAUUUAAAGCUUGAUUACACCUGAUGCAUGCGUAGAGCACUUUAUGCGCACUCUGCCCAUGUACAUGUGCUGUACAUGUGGUGGUUAGUUUAAAGACCAGCAAAUUAACUCAGGAUUACAAGUACAGCUGUGAUUCUGUAAAGCCUGCCUGAAUGACAGGUUUUAAAAGUUUAAUCCUUAUCCCCAAAUAAAAUGUUUUUUUGUCCUUCACUAAAUGCAAAGAAUUUUAGAUCGAAAUGAAAGAUUUCAGAUCAAUCCUGAAUUCGUUAGCCCAACCUAGAAAA